This is a messenger RNA of Babjeviella inositovora NRRL Y-12698, 455 nucleotides long. RefSeq lists its product as uncharacterized. The record is from RefSeq and is a predicted model, not a curated record. Lineage: Eukaryota; Fungi; Ascomycota; Pichiomycetes; Serinales. The transcript has a single exon. The coding region runs from base 99 to 389 and encodes 96 amino acids.
ACUCGACGUUAUCCAAGCUUUGAUUUAAGGUACAUACUGGAAACUAGACAGGUUUCAAAAACAGAACGGAAUGGCCCUGGAAACAGCCCAGCCCAGCCAUGAACGCCGGUAUCAGCCUAAACUGGAUCCUUUUAAGCACUAGUAACCAGGGGCACAGGUCAACAGACACAUACAGGUAUAUUUCCACCCCCCUGCCUCCACAGGGGCUGAUCUCCUAUGUAAUUAUGUCUGAUGACCACAGGGUACGGAGAGUGUGCAUGGGAAAUCUUUCAUCGCCAUACAAAAUUCAUAUGCAAGGCGCUAGAGGACAUGUCGGUUAUUAUGCAAGGCUCGGGCAUUUUUAUCACAAAGGUAAACCCGUCCUCACCGCUAGAUCGCGAAAAUCAUAACGCGUUUUUCUAGCCACUUUGAUUUACCCCUGGGGGUCUACAGCUUGGUAAAAAUGGCUAGUUCGG